GUCUGACAGCGUCCGCGGCCCACAUCCGGUCUCUGAGGGCUCGGGUCGGGUCGUCGUGGCUGAGGGGCUGAGGACCCUCAGUCUUCUGGGAGGAGUGUGAAGAUGCUAAAGGAGCGUCCAGGGAUGGCAGAAGACCCCCAGCAACAGAUGGGUGUUCCUGUGGUAAAGCUGGAGAAAGAGUUGCCAUGGGCCAGGGGAAGGGAGGACCCUAGUCCUGAGACUUUUCGUCUGAGGUUUCGGCAGUUCCGCUACCAGGAGGCAGCUGGUCCUCAGGAAGCCCUCAGGGAACUCCAGGAACUCUGUCGCCAGUGGCUGAGGCCUGAGCUGCAUACCAAGGAGCAGAUCAUGGAGCUGCUGGUGCUGGAGCAGUUCCUGACCAUCCUGCCACGGGAGUUCUAUGCCUGGAUUCGGGAGCAUGGCUUGGAGAGUGGCAAAGCUCUUGUGGCCAUGGUGGAGGACUUCACAGAGAGAACGUUGGAGGCCAAGGCGGUUCCAUGCCUCGUGCAGGGAGAACGGGAGGAGACAGCACUUUGCAGAGGCCCUUGGGAACCAGGUGUUCACCUGGGGCCAGUGGAGGUCAAGCCUGAGUGGGGGAUGCCCCAUGGGGAAGGAGUUCAAGGCCUAGACCAAGGCACUGAGGAGCAACUCAGUCAAGACCCUGGAGCUGGGACACAAGCCUUCCAGGAGCAGGCUCUGCCAGUUCUUCAGGCUGGUUCUGGCCUCCCUCCAGUGAACACCAGAGACCAAGAGAUGGCAGCUGGGUUCCUUUCAGCUGGACCCCAGGGGUUGGGACCAUUUAAAGAUAUGACUCUGGCCUUCCCUGAGGAGGAAUGGAGACAUGUGACCCCAGCCCAGAUAGACUGUUUUGGGGAAUAUGUGGAACCCCAGGACUGUGGGGUCUCACCUCCAGGCAUUGGGAGCAAGGAAAAAGAGUCUAAAACCCAGCAGGCAGACCUCAAGGGGUCGCUUGCUCGGGUGACGGCAGAGAGGUUUGGGGAAGCCACGCUCCAGAGCCCUGAGCUUGGAAGAACCUGUGAGCAGGAGCCCAGUAGCUCUGUGGGAAACAUGCCAGGGCCGCCUCCUCCUCAGCAUGGUGUCAUACCCCUGCCCGAUGACCUCAAGACCCACAGCUCCUUUUGGAAGCCUUUUCAGUGCCCCGAGUGUGGAAAAGGCUUCAGUCGGAGCUCAAAUCUUGUCAGACACCAGCGAACCCAUGAAGAAGAGAAAUCCUAUGGGUGUGUCGAGUGUGGGAAGGGGUUCACCUUGAGAGAGUACCUCAUGAAGCACCAGAGAACCCACCUGGGAAAGAGACCCUAUGUGUGCAGUGAGUGCUGGAAAACGUUCAGUCAGAGGCACCACCUCGAGGUCCACCAGAGGAGUCACACAGGGGAGAAGCCUUACAAGUGUGGUGACUGCUGGAAAAGCUUUAGCCGGAGGCAGCAUCUGCAGGUGCAUCGGAGAACUCACACAGGGGAGAAGCCCUACACUUGUGAGUGCGGCAAGAGCUUCAGCAGGAACGCAAAUCUGGCUGUGCACCGGCGAGCCCACACCGGGGAGAAGCCGUAUGGGUGCCAGGUGUGUGGGAAGCGGUUCAGUAAAGGGGAGCGAUUGGUCAGACACCAGAGGAUCCACACUGGGGAGAAGCCCUACCACUGUCCAGCCUGCGGGAGGAGCUUCAACCAGAGGUCCAUCCUCAAUCGUCAUCAGAAAACUCAGCAUCGCCAGGAGACCCUGGCACAGUAAGGAUGCACCUUUUUUACGAAAGGAAGGUGCUGGAAGGUGUAGGACCUUUCAGGAUCGCCAAGUGGAGGGAGAUCCCAUUGGAGGAUGCAUUCGUCUUUCCUCACUGAAGGGCUUUGAGGAGGGAGUGGUAGAGUGAUAGGGUGCAGAAAGGCACUUUGACCCAUUUUCUUUACAUUUGUUGUCAAACAGAAGCAAGGCAAUGCCUGAUUUAUUUUGAGUUUCCAGAGAGCACAGCUCCUCACGUCUCUUAUCCAAGUGGUGCAAACUGUUUUUUACUGUCUUUUGGGAAAUUAUAUCCUGAACUUCACUUCAGGUUGAAGUUUUUCUCCUUCAUUGGGAUGUCAUGUACGCCUCUCGAGCAAGUCUGACAAAGUUUUGUCCCAUGUUGGCAAGUUACACCUCAUUGUGAUGAGGGCUGUAUUGACCUGCAAAAUCAUUAGUUCAGACUCUGCCUCUCUUCUUUUCCAUUUAACAAGUAUUUAUUGAACAGCUACUGUGUCUGGUGCUGGGAGCACAGUGGUGAAUGAGGCACAUGAGAUGUGAGCCUCCUGGAACUGGUGAUUUAGCAGUGGAAACACACAGAACCAUUAAUAGCUCCAGACAUUCUAAGUUAUGUUUGUGGUACGUGCUGUUUGAGAGGGUAGUCUUCUUCUGGUGCUCACUCGUUCUGCCCUGCCACUCAGGUGCUGGAUCUUCCCCUCCCUAGUUAGGAUCUCUCAGGCAGCCUUGUUUAUUUUACUUUAUUUUUACCCCCUUUGUCUCUGUAACAGCAUACCCUCAUUUGUAUAGUUUCCCCAUUAUUCCUUGUACUGUAACAACUAUCCACCCAUCCAGUAGGAAAUUAAUAUUUUGCUAUUGAUUACCGAAUAAACAUGAAAGUAUUUUAAAAAGUGUUCAGUUCUAUAUAAAGAUCUAAUUAAAUAAAUCUGAAAGAUGAACUAUUAUUAAUGCACUGUAUUUGAUGGCAUUUUACAGCAUAUAAGAUGCUUUUUUUUCUAUUUUCACUUUAUCAUUCCACACGUAUUUAUUGAGGCCCAACAGUGUGCCAGGAACUCUUAGGUGCUUGCCAUAUAUCAGUAAAUAAAAUGGGAAAAGUCCCUGACCUCGUGGAGCCUACAUUUUAGUGAAUAUAUUUGAUCUUCAGAACCUCCUAAGGUGGAACCCAUGGGUACUCCCAUAAACUCUCUGGACCCGGGAUCUGAGCCUUUGUCCUUGGUUCUUGUCAGUGUCUUGCCUUUGAAAUGCAUUCGCCACCUACCUCUUGCUACCGGAUAGUCUCUGUCAAUACAUCUAGAUCCUUGUCAUCUGAGAGGCUCUCAGUUGCCAACUAGGACUGAUGAGGUAGUAGCAAUGUGUUUUACAUAAGUGCCGAUUCAAGCAAAAUAGAGAUGUUUGUAGGCAUUUAAAAAUACUUAAUGAGAAGAUACAGUAUUUGUACUGUUUACACUUUCUUAUUUUGCCAUCACUAAAAAGUUUCCUUUCUGUUUAAAAUUCUGUUUAAAAUAUCUGUGUAAUGAGCAUGGACUACAAUGCAGUGUUGUUGUGCUAUACUUUCAAAUGCUGGAGGCUGGGUGAGUUUGUCUUUUGUUGACAUGGUACUAUAAUUAUAAGAUGUGAUUUGUUUUGUGGUGCCUUUUAAUAUUAGAUUCUUUUACUCUAAGGUUUUUUUCUCCCCAUUUUUUAUUGUAAAUCAGAUAAGUAAUGACUUCAACACAGUUGUAUUACUCAGUCUACUUUGAAACAUAUUAUUUUAUCACAUAUUUCUUAGAUAACUAUGGUAGAUAGCCAUGAUGUUUAAUUUUGAUUUAGCAGAUGAUUUCCUGGCCUCUCCACUGUCUCCAUGAGCCUCUAGUAGCCAGGCCAUAAAUCUAUCUGAGAUGUCAUCCACUAUCUGAGACACUAGGCUGCUUCUCCUUAGCAGUGUUGUGAUCCAGAUGCAGAAUCAGCUCUUUUUUCCCCACUUCCCAGACAAGCUUGGCAAAGCUUGUAGCCAGCUAGCAGCCAAACCCAGGGAAAGGCUUUUCAUGAGUCUCUGGCUUCUGGUCUGUAGGACCUGGGGGCUGACCUGGCUUGAGCUUGGCCUUCUCUAGGAGGUCCAUAUUCCAAAGCUAGGUGAGGAGUGUUGGGCCGCUACAGGCUGGGAGUUGCUCAUCAGUGGUCUUUCUGUUUACCUGAAUUAAAUGGUUAGAUUCUUUUUGAUAAUAUGCUUAGCCAAAUAGGACUGUGGGUUUUCAGCCAGUUGGAAUCUCUUCAGAGAAACUCAGGUAGGAGCCAGGCCUUGCUUUUUUUCUUGGGCGCCUGUAUCUGCUUUGAGACUAAAGUUUAUGGAUGAUGCCUCAAACAGCCUCAAAAAAUUUUUUCCAUGGAAUUUUAGUAGCAUGUAUUUUUGUUAUGUAUUCAAAUGUUAAAUAUUUUUCUGUAUUUUUCUAUUUAGAGAUUUUUUUUUUAUAAUAGAAAAUUUCAGACAUAUAUAAUGAAUCCCUAUGUAUUCAUUAUUUGGCUUUACCCAUUGUAAACUCCUAGCCGAUCUUGUUUUAUUUCUAUACCCUUUUCCCUGUCUUCCUACCCUACUGAAGUAUUUCAAAACAGCUCCCAAAUACUGUCUAUAAAUAUUUCAGUGUGUACCUCUGAAAGGUAAGAACUCCUUGAGGGAUGCCUGGGUGGCUCAGUCAGUUAAGUGUCCAACUCUUGAUUUUGGCUCAGGUCAUGACCCCACAAUUCGUGAGAUCAAGCCCCGCGUUGAGCUCUGUGUUGACAGCGUAGGGCCUGCUUGGGACUCUCUCUUUUCCUCUUUCUCUGUCUCUCUCUGCUCUUUCCCUGCUCGCACUUGCUCUCUCAAAAUAAACUCUUUGCAAAAGAAAACCCACAAUACUAUUAUCAUACCAAUAAAAAUAAUUUCAUAAUUUGCAAUUGUUUUCUUAAAAAGCACAUACUUUUAAAAAGUUUAUUUGAAUUAGGAUCUAAAUAAGAUGCAUAAAUUGUAAUUGGUUGCUUUGUCUUCUAAGUCUUACAAUGUAUAAUUCCUAUUCUUUUUUCUCUUGAAAUUCAUUCAUGGAAGCAACUGCAUUUAUUUAUCCUGUAGAAUUUCUUGUCUUUGAAUUUUGCUGUUUGCAUACCCAUGACGUUAUUUAAUAUGUUUUUUUGCCCUCUAUAUUAACCAAAAACUUAAAGGAGUAACCAAAUUCAUUUCUUGUAUUUUGGCAAGAACACAUUAUAGAUGAUGGCAUGUCUGGUUGUUUCUCUCUGAUGUUAGGAUCCUAGAUGUAUUUAUUUCAUAAAUUCUAUAAAUGAUUCAUUUA
This is a messenger RNA of Panthera uncia (snow leopard), 5042 nucleotides long. It is a transcript of the gene ZSCAN25, whose product is annotated as zinc finger and SCAN domain containing 25. The record is from RefSeq and is a predicted model, not a curated record. Gene Ontology annotation, biological process: regulation of transcription by RNA polymerase II. The coding region runs from base 103 to 1743 and encodes 546 amino acids. Gene Ontology annotation, molecular function: RNA polymerase II cis-regulatory region sequence-specific DNA binding; DNA-binding transcription factor activity, RNA polymerase II-specific. The transcript is spliced from 6 exons. Lineage: Eukaryota; Metazoa; Chordata; Mammalia; Carnivora; Felidae.